AUGUGUUCACUCCUGUCCUGUGCUGCUGCUGCUGUUGCCGCCGCCGCCGCCGCCGCCGCCGCUGCUGCUGCUGCUGCUGCUGCAGCUGCUGCUGCUGCUGCUGCUGCUGCUGCUGCUGCUGCUGCUGCUGCUGCUGCUGCUGCUGCUGCUGCUGCUGCUGCUGCUGCUGCUGCUGCUGCUGCUGCUGCUGCUGCUGCUGCUUCUGAUGCUGCUGCUCCCUCUCUCUCUCGAAUAGACUCAGAAGCCACCUUUGCGAUCACCGUCGUUCAAGUCGCGGGGUUCGGGGGAGCGGCUGAUGCGUUGGGGGGGGCGUCGUACAACCCGCUGACGAACCUCAUCAACUACCUCGCUGACGAGGACGACGAGACGGCGCUCAGCUUGCUCCUGCGCUUCCCCGCUCAGGCCUCUGCCCCCUGCCCCGCCCAGAUGCUGGCAGGGGCCAGAGCGCUGGCAGGAGACAGGUGGGCUGGCAGGCAUGUGGGUAUCCCUCCCUUCCUGUCCAUCCCAACCCCCUUGUCCCCCUUCCUUCCACCCCCCCCUCCUCCCCCCCUUCCCCCCCCCUCCUUCUAUCCCCUCCCCUCCCUCUCCCAUCCACGUCAUCAGGCAGGUGGCAUGGUGAUAGGAACAAUGCUGACGUGGGAGUUCAUUCCAGAGUCCCUCAAGCACACCGUCGACGGGCCCGCGCUGCCACCUGGCAUCUCGGUAUUUGCCGGCGCGACAGCGGAGUUUACACUCACGUUUCUGCUGAACCUGGUGGUGCUGUGGACACUGUUCCUGGGCCCCAGCAGCGACCUCUCAAAGGCAUUCAUCAUGGUCUCGGCCACAAUAGUCGCCAUUGCUGCUGGCAUGGGCUUCUCUGGCCCUUCCCUGAACCCCUUCUUUGCGUUCGGGUGGGUGUACACAUUGGAUCAGGAGAUGUCGGUGCAGCACUUCUUAGUCUACUGGGCUGCUCCCACUGCCGGUGCCGUGCUCGCUGCAGCCUUCUACCGGAUCUACCUGAAACCACACAGGGCAGCACUAGAGGCGAAACGGUGGAAGGAGAGAGAAGGGAAGGAAGGGAAGGCUGAGGAGAGAGGGAGGGGAGAGGAGGAAGCACUGAGGGAUAGCAGAGAAACAAAAGGGGUUGCCGCGGAGAGAGAGGGUGAGGGGUUGCGAAAACGGGUGGGUGCGGGGGGGCGGGAAGAGGAGAAGGGUAGGGAGAAUAUGAAUAGUGGUGGUGGUGAAGGGAGAAACAAAGCGGAGUGA
This is a messenger RNA of Closterium sp. Naga37s-1, 1245 nucleotides long. The record is from the annotation of a GenBank genome assembly. NCBI's taxonomy places the organism in Eukaryota, Viridiplantae, Streptophyta, Zygnematophyceae, Desmidiales, Closteriaceae.